This is a messenger RNA of Ectocarpus siliculosus, 354 nucleotides long. NCBI's taxonomy places the organism in Eukaryota, Phaeophyceae, Ectocarpales, Ectocarpaceae. The record is from the annotation of a GenBank genome assembly.
AUGUUGAUUCCGUCCGCCUUCUCGGCGAAGGAACUGGAACAAGGAUUCUGGAAAUCAAGCACGAUUAUUACACAGUCGAGGGGUUUACCAUCGAUGGCGAGGUGGCGGAUACAUCAGGGACGGACUACUUUGAGUUCUACCACAGCACGCUCAUCUAUGCGUACGCUGAUCGUGCCCCAACUAUUCGGGAUCACUUGUUUCGAAUCAGCGAUGGAUGGGCUGGAUAUUAAAAACAUGAAGCUGCGCACGGCUGGUGAGGAGUGCCUUCGCCUACGCGUGGGACUUCGUUCACGACGACCAAACGGACGGGGAAAAAAAUGGACAAGGGGUGUAUAUCGGCACCUCGAGCUCUGA